Molecule: messenger RNA, 1088 nt
Organism: Sitophilus oryzae (rice weevil)
Lineage: Eukaryota; Metazoa; Arthropoda; Insecta; Coleoptera; Curculionidae
Gene: Snx21
Product: sorting nexin-20
Exons: 4
Coding region: 125-913 (262 amino acids)
Biological process (GO): protein transport
Cellular component (GO): early endosome membrane
Molecular function (GO): phosphatidylinositol phosphate binding
Source: RefSeq, a predicted model, not a curated record
GUUUGUCUUGGUUGUCAGUUAACGUCAAUAUCAGCUGAUAAACCAAAAUAAAAUCAUUGUUUUUUUAUGCUAAUCUAACUGAAAUAUAUUUUAAUGUUUUGAUUACAAUUUUAGAUUAAACACGAUGACACAGAUUUUAAGUUCAGAGAAACAAGGAUUAAUUUUCGAAAUACGGUCUGCCCGAAUAGUUGAGGAAACCGAAGAAACCAGAAAACAUGUCCUUUACACAGUACAAGUGAGAUUUUUGACUGGUAACGAUGAUAUGAGCCCCUCAGUUAUAGAACGAAGAUACACGCAUUUCUUCAACCUUUAUGAAUCCUUAUACGAAAAUUACCCGUUAUUAAUUCAAGACAUAGUGUUCCCAAGAAAAGUGCUCUUUGGAAACUUCGAAAAUGAACUUAUAUCAAAUAGAAGCAUGCAAUUUGAAGGUUUACUAAACUAUAUAGCCAGUAAGAGUAUACUUAGGUCUUCGAAAGCAAUGCAAGUGUUUUUACAAGAGCCCGAAUUGUCAAUAGCUAAAGAAUACAUUCAGGAGGACAAUUACAAGAGUGCUUAUGAAGUUUUAGAGAAAAACUUUAAAUUGAUUAAUAAGGUGUGUUUAGAUAGAUCUCCAGCGGUUAUUUUAACGUUAUCUAAAUUGGUAGGCGUGCUUGCCAAAUUGCCUAUAGACGAAAAUAACGUAAAAUGGGCCGAAUUGGCGAUAUACAGAUUUAAUGGGAUCAGUGAUAGUGAUUUACUGGAAAUAUACAUACCGUUGUUACAUACGUGCAUAGAUAUUUACUUGGCAGCCGACAAAGAUACAGGGGAUUUAGAAAAUCAACUGAGAACAUUUGAAAAACAAGGGAUCAAAGGAAGUGAUAAGAAAAACUUAUUUAACGCCAUAGAUAGUGUCGAAUUGAGAAUUUUAAAUUAGACUCUCUAUAUUAUGUUUAUUUUUAUUGAUAUAAUAGUCUUUAUAUACAUAUCCCUAAGUCAAUUAUCAAUUAAUGAAGGCUUAGAAAAUUAUCAUAUUUCUCACAUAUCAAUGAGUCAAGAGAUUGUUAUACACAUUAUUAUUUUUUAUACCCAAUUAUAAAUGAGAUUUAAAA